Molecule: messenger RNA, 2044 nt
Organism: Trematosphaeria pertusa
Lineage: Eukaryota; Fungi; Ascomycota; Dothideomycetes; Pleosporales; Trematosphaeriaceae
Exons: 4
Coding region: 254-2044 (596 amino acids)
Molecular function (GO): FAD binding
Source: RefSeq, a predicted model, not a curated record
CUCAGGGCUCUGGGUAGGCAUGGUUUUAUGUUGCCCAGUGAGGAACGAUCACAAUGGGAAGAGGUCCAUUAGUGUUUAUAACUACCGCACUCUGCCACGCAUCGAAUAUGCAUAAACUCAUCUAACCAUAUCGUGGGCUUUCGAGGAGCAAUUCGUCAUCCUAUCACUAUUCUGAUCGAGAGCGUUUCCCAUCCACCUCCCAUAUCAAGAACUCCAAGCCCGUUCCCACACUCCCUAUCGCUGAUACACGCCAAUGGAUCCCAAAUCGCCCGUAGAGACGGACCUUCUAAUCGUCGGCGCCGGACCGGCAGGCGCCUCUCUAGCGUGCUUCCUCGCGCGCUACGGGCUCAAAGGAAUCGUGAUCUCCUCGGCCCCUGGAACUGCUAGAACGCCACGCGCCCACAUCAACAACCCCGCAGCCAUGGAAUGCAUGCGCGAUAUCGGCCUCUGGGACGAAUGCCGCAAACUCGGACACGGCGGCGUCUUCCUCAGGCACUUCCGCUGGUGCGAGACCAUGGCCGGCGAAGAAUACGCGCGCGUAUACUCUUUCGGCGAAGGCGUCCGGCAGGGGGACGUUGCAGCGACGAGCCCGUGUUGGUAUCUCGAUCUGCCGCAGAACUUGCUCGAGCCGGUUCUCGUAAAGUUCGCUACUACGAAUGGGUUCAAGGUGCGCUUCGAUACGCAGUUGAUAGGGUUCGAGGAGAAGGGAGGCGGCAAAGUGCUGUGCGAUGUACGGGACCGCGUUUCUGGCGCCACGUACCAAAUCUCGACAAAGUACCUCUUCGGCGCAGACGGCGCCCGCUCGCUCGUUGCGCAGAAACUCGAUCUCCCGAUGACGGAGCACCCCGGCGGCGGCAUGGCCUUCAACGUCCUCGUGCGCGCUGACCUGUCGCACCUGAUGCGGUUCCGCGAAGGCAACCUGAACUGGUGUGUGCGGCUUGAACGGGACUAUCCGUUUACGUGCGUAGGACGCAUGGUGAAGCCAUGGUAUGAGUGGAUAUUCGUCUUCUUCCCCAAGGGACCGGGGGUGGCCGCCCCGGAGAGGAGCGAGAAGGAGUGGAAAGAGGUGGUCGAGGAUUACAUUGGGGACCCCAAAGUGCAGGUGGAGGUGUUGGAUGUUAGUAAGUGGCUGGUCAAUGAGACAAGCGCGAAUGUGAUCUCGAAAGGGAACGUUUUCUGCCUCGGCGACGCCAUCCACCGCCAUCCACCGACGCUCGGCCUCGGCUCAAACACCUGCAUCCAAGACGCCUUCAACCUGUCCUGGAAAAUCCACCUCGUCCUCAAAGGCCUCGCAUCGCCCUCCCUCCUCUCAACCUACAACACCGAACGGCAGCCCGUCGCCGCCCAGCUCGUCAAAGAAUCCAACGACAUCCUGCGCAAGCACGCCGAAGUCUGGCAAGCGCUCGGCGCCAAGGGCCCGGGCUCCUCAGAAGAAGAGCGCAUGCAAGGCAUCCGCGAACUGCGGCAAAACACCCCGGGCGGCCGCCAAAGACGCAAGCUGCUGAAGGAGCGCAUAGACUACAUGCAGCACGAGACCAACACUAUGGGCAUCCAAAUGGGCCAGCUCUACACCAGCACCGCCAUUGACGCGUCCUCUGAGCCUCGCCCAUUCGCCCCGGGCCCCCGCGAAGCUAGCGAACCGGCCCUCUACUACGACCCGUCCACCUACCCCGGCCGCCGGCUCCCGCACGUCUGGCUCAACACCCCGGUGCCCGGCCCGCUCGUGUCGACGCUCGAUAUCGCUGGGAAGGGCCGCUUUGCGCUUUUCACGGGCAUUGGCGGGGAGCUGUGGAAGGAGGCUGCGCAGGCGGUGGGAGAGGAGCUCGGCGUUGAGAUUAAGGCGGUGGCGAUCGGUAUAGGAGCGGAGUGGGAGGAUCCGUAUUUCGAGUGGAUGGGGGUGAGGGGCGUGGAGGACGACGGGUGUGUGCUUGUGAGACCGGAUCUGUUUGUUGCGUGGAGGGCGGAGAGUGGCGGAGAGGAGCUGCAGCGGUUGGGGAUGGUUUUGAGAGGAAUCUUAGGGGUGAAAGAUAGCGCUUCUGGAUAG